AUGGCUGCUAAACAUAAAUCCGAAGAAUUUAUACGUGAUUCAGAUAUAGAGUCAGAUUCAGAAUCAAAUAAUUCAACACCUUCAUUUCAACCACCUAAAAAUUUCAAUAUUUUCAAACCAAAUGAUAAAAUUAAAUCAUCAAAUUUUAAAAAUAAACAGAUAUUUUUAAUUAAAGCUCCUAAAAAUUUUAAAAUUAAGAAAUUAAAAUCAUUACCAAUUCAUGAUAAAGAUACUAGUUUUAAAUUUAAUGAUAUAAAUUAUAGAAUAGAUGAAGAUUCAAGUAAUGGAUCAUCUAAACAUUCAAUUUUUUUACCAAAUAAUGACAACUUCAAACCUGUAAAUUCAAAAAUUUCAAAAUUUUAUUCAAUUUCUGAGUGUGUUGAAAUUCCAGAUAUAGAUUUAAAUAAAGUUGUAAUACCUAGAAGUGAUAUUGAAAAAAUUAAAAACUUAAGAAUGAGACAUUUUCCAACUGGAUAUGGAGCAAAUGAUUAUAAAAGAGAAGCAGAAGAUGAUGAUGAAGAAGAAGGUGAAGUUGAUGUUGAAAAUGGGAAAGUAUUGAAAAAAAGUAAAAUAUCAAAUUCUGAAUCAAAAGAUGUAAGUGAAAAGAAAUCAAAGAAAGAUAAAAAGGAUAAGAAAGACAAGAAAGAUAAAAAGGACAAAAAGGAUAAAAAACAUAAGAAACUGGAUAAAUAG
Molecule: messenger RNA, 693 nt
Organism: Insectozyma verbasci
Lineage: Eukaryota; Fungi; Ascomycota; Pichiomycetes; Serinales; Debaryomycetaceae
Source: the annotation of a GenBank genome assembly